Messenger RNA from Colletotrichum graminicola M1.001, 351 nucleotides. RefSeq lists its product as uncharacterized. Gene Ontology annotation, molecular function: single-stranded DNA binding; sequence-specific DNA binding; RNA binding. Gene Ontology annotation, cellular component: cytoplasm; nucleus. Gene Ontology annotation, biological process: RNA metabolic process. The transcript has a single exon. The record is from RefSeq and is a predicted model, not a curated record. Lineage: Eukaryota; Fungi; Ascomycota; Sordariomycetes; Glomerellales; Glomerellaceae. Bases 1 to 351 code for a protein of 116 amino acids.
AUGGCAGUCCCCGUCAACCUCAAGGACCGCGACGCUUUCCACCUCACUAUUGAGGAGUACCUCCUCGCCCUGGUGGACCUGACGCAGGAGCUCUCCCGUCUGGCUACCAACUCUGUGACUCUCAGCGACUUUGCCAUGCCCGUCGAGAUCAGUAGCUUCGUCAAGGACCUCUUUGCCGGUUUCCAGCUGCUCAACCUCAAGAAUGACAUCCUCCGUAAGCGCAUCGACGCGGUCAAGUACGACGUCAAGCGUGUUGAAGAUGUUGUCUACGACCUGUCCCUUCGCAACCUGAUUCCACAGAAGGAGAAGGAGGUUGCCACCGACGCGUCAACUUCAGUUGCGAAGGCGUGA